Messenger RNA from Penaeus monodon (black tiger shrimp), 1553 nucleotides. RefSeq names its product carbohydrate sulfotransferase 11-like. Lineage: Eukaryota; Metazoa; Arthropoda; Malacostraca; Decapoda; Penaeidae. Gene Ontology annotation, biological process: carbohydrate biosynthetic process. The record is from RefSeq and is a predicted model, not a curated record. Bases 254 to 1429 code for a protein of 391 amino acids. The transcript has 7 exons. Gene Ontology annotation, molecular function: sulfotransferase activity. Gene Ontology annotation, cellular component: membrane.
ACAGCGACCACAGGCGUAAUUUUUCGCUUAGCACAUGCAAGAGAAGCCGCUCAGACUGCCUGCAUCCGUCGCACUGACAGGUUGACCGAAAAAAAAGUUGACAGAAGAAAAGUUGACCGAAAAAAAGUUGACGAGGAUAAGUUGAUAAAAGAAAGGUUGACGGAAGAGCUGGUUGAGGAAAAGCUGCCUGAGGAAAAGUUGGCAAUAGAAAACUCGCCGAAAGUUUGCGCAGUGACCGAGAGUUUACAAGGAAAUGUGGUCCAGAACAAGAAAAUUUAUUUUGUUUUCGUUCUUGUUCCUGACAGUGACGGUGGGAAUGGUAGACUUGCGAGGAAAAUAUAAAAAACCGGCGACUUUUUUGUCGGAGAUUCCCGUCGUCGAGGGUGAGGCUGUCGGCGACCAAAAGAGGGUUGUAGGGACGACCGACGGAGGCGAAAACGAAGACCUAGAAAGACGCGGUGAUGAUGCAGACGAAGGUGAAUACGACGCAUACGACGGGGAGCAUGGCGACGCAGACGAAGGGGCGCUCGGUGGCAAAGACGAAGAAAACACCGCAAAGCAAACAGCCCAGACGCAGGAGGGCUACGAAGGACAAGAGGAACCGAAACACUUCGAAGCCGAGAAGAAAAGCGGCAAGAACGGCGACGAAAAAGAAGCCACAGGAGAGGGCUUACUAGAGCGGUUUCGCCGGCGGCGGGAGAGGGUGAGGGCCGUCUGUGAGCAGAGGAGGAACAACACCGGGGAAAAGGAGAACGUCGAGGUCACACUCAGGAGCCAGAUCCUCUACUUCUGGGGAUGGAAUGUGUCCGUGUGUACCAUUCCGAAGGUGGGGUCUGGGACGUGGCGGGGUCACGUGAACCGCAUAAAUGGCCGCUCCGGAGACCCCCUCAGAGACCCCAAGAGGAGGAAUCUGACGAGGAGGUCUGUGAGGGACGUUCUUGGCCAGGUGCGGGAGACGGUGCGGAUCAUGACGGUCAGACACCCCCUCACCCGUCUCGUGUCCGCUUACCGCAACAAAUUUCGUGACGGAAGGAGGUUCGGCGUCCAUCAUAAGAUCGGAAGAAGGACUUUUCUGGCUCCUGCUCUCAAACAUCUUCCCCAAAAUAGGAACAAGAAUCACCUGUCCUUCGCCGAUUUCCUCACGCACGUUGUGAAAUCCCACAGGGAAGGGCGCGUCAACUUACACUGGCAGACCUUUUCGUACUUGUGCUCGCCAUGCCAUUUCGACUACGACUACAUCACGAAGCUGGAAACACAGACGGAGGAUCUGCAUCACGUGUUCGGGGUCGUGGGCCUCCCCGCGGACCCGGCCAGGCAAGCCAACCCCAUCAAGAAAGGCGCGAACAAGGAUGCCUCCGACCUUGCAUAUUACAAUCAAGUUCCUUUGAAGUUGAAGAAACAAAUAUAUGAUGUCUUUAAGUUGACAUGAUGAUGUUUGACUAUCAGCUGCCAAACGACUUUUGGGAAACCACAUAAUGUAGGGGAUCCGUACAAGUGUGCAUUUUUUUAAGCGAGUUUCUAUUUUCAUUUCAGAAGUUAAAAAAAAAAAAAAA